AUGCAGUACUGUACUAACGCAGGAACUAGAGCCCGGUCCUCGUCCACCUCUUCAGUGCAAAACCAGCCGUCAAAGCUCUCUCUCGGUCUCCAGCAUGUCAAGGAAGAAGCUGAUUCGCUUUCAUCCUCACGGGCCACGUCGCCAGGUACCACUCCCACAAACGUUGCAUCUUCCAGCCCCUCUGCAUCAAAGACGGCACUGGAGCCCUCCACCUCCUCACACGACUUGUCUAACACCCGUUCCCUGGACCCCUACGUCAAGACCUCUGUCGGAAGCCCCAACCUGUCUCGUUCACGCACCAUUUCUGCGCCCGAGUUCAAGUCCGAGCGUGAAAAGCUCAACAAGGAGCAGUCGCCAGGCUUCAAAAAGUCGUGGCUCAACUCCUUCAGCAAGUGGAGAUCUGGCAAAGACGAAAAGACUAAAGAUGGCAAGGAUGCAUCCUCGUCGUCGUUAGGAAAGAGCCCUACAGCCACGCCUUUCUCGAAACCCAGCAAAUCACAACCCAUUGCAUCCAAGGAGCAGCAAACGUCGGCAUCGCUAUCAGGCAAGGCUGCCCCCACGACACAAACCACCACAACGACGAUUCCAGAAAUCGCUCCUCCUGUCGCUGCUGCCACAGGAGCCACUACCGUCCCUCCUGCAUCUACUCCCACCUCUGCCAACCUCCCGACUUCACCCCCUCGGACAGCCUCUCCUCGUAUCAAUGUUGAGGCCGUUGCCAUCCCAGAGAAGCCCUUCCCGCCUGUCCACGCAGCAGGCGCCUCACCGGCGGUGGCCUCGUCCAUCGCCUCUUCUGCAUCCACAGAUGUGGGAUCGCCCAAGGGGUUCCUUCUCAACACUCUGCGGCGGUUCUCCAAGUCGCAGCCCUCCACAGGAGGCGUAGCGUCGUGUCCCACGUCGCGUGUUUUGAACAAGAACAGUAACCGACGGAAUUGUGAGCUCACGGGUCUUGAGGGCGUCUCUUCUCGUCGAGUGUCGUUUGAUAUCAACACGUAUCAUUCGGACCCUCCUCAGCAGAUCCCCGCCCGGAAGCCCAAGAAGGGUAAUGUAGAGGUUGGUGCCGAUGGUUUGCUCCGUAAGAAUGGCAUGGUGAUCCAAUCACCCCCUCAGCACCAUGACCAGCAUCACUUCAACCCAUUCAAUUCGGGUGUUGGACAGCCCAGACGGCAGGCGGCAAAGACGGCUCCUCCUGCCACUUCAUCCAAGACCCCACAGACGGCAGCUCCUGCUCAGGCGGCUCAAACGCAGACAACAACCCCUCAAAAGCCUGCCACUGCCUCUCCGGCAGCCCAAGCAGCUCCAGUUGCAGUUCCCAAACCUGCAGCACCCGCUCCCGCAGCAGCAGCAGCAGCAGUCCCCAAAGAGCCCGUUGCUCCCAAAAUAAGCCCUCCUACUGCUGCGACGGCUGGAGCUGCUUCUGCCGCAGCAGCAGCAAUCCCCUCCAAUGGUGGCUCCUCAGUCGCGACUUCCACAGUCUCUGCUGUACCUUCCACUGGAGCUGUCUCCAACGGAGUCUCGUCUUCUGCUUCCUCCACUUCGUCCACGUCAUCGACCUCUUCCAACAACUCCUCCCUCACAGUCCCUACCGGCGCUCCUGUUCGAGCAUCCUCUCCCAAUGGCAAGUCUCCUCUUGGAAAACCGUCCCAACCCCAUCUCACAGUAGACAUGCAGAAGGUCGGGGGUCGCUCACCCGUAGGGUCGCCUCGAGAAUCGCCUUCUCCCUCGCCUACGACCUCUGGUCUCUCACGAUCCAAUUCUGGACGUUCCAAGUUUGUUAUCAUGCGAAAUGGUAAGGAGGUGGAGUUCACCAAGGCGUCGGUCUACAAUAAGGAGAACACUCUGGCUCGUUCGGGCUCACUGACCAAGAAACGAUCGCCCCGAAACUCGCCCAAAAACUCUCCUAUUGCUGGCUCUCCUCGGUCUGCAUCUCCCCUGGCAGCCAAGGCGUCACCCAGCAAGCCCCCCUCACCUACUAAGGAAACUGCCAAGGACAGUACCAAAGACACUAAAACGUCUCCUCCUCCGGGCGACGACGAGGUGCCCUCUAUCUCCAACCUCAUUAUCGACACGCCUCUCAAGACAUCCCAUGAAAUGUACAACGAGAAGGACGAGUCGGACGAGGACAACCCGCUGGAUGUGGACGUAGAGAAACUGUAUACUCGGUGCUGUCAUCUGCGAGAGAUUCUGCCGAUCCCAGCUACUCUAAAACAGAUCAAGGCCCAAAAGGCGCCUCUUUCCCUGCGUCUGAUGAAUCCCAGACCCACGUUGAUUGAGAUCCAGUCAUUUGCCGACUUUGUGGCUGUGGCUCCGGUCAGUACACUUGUUCUGGAUAAUGUGACCCUCACUCCGGAUAUGUUUUCACUGUUGUUUGCGGCAAUGAGUGCUUCGCAAUGGCUCGAAAAGCUGUCUCUUCGAAACACUAGCAUUGACGAGAUGUCAUGGAAGCGCCUGUGCUACUUGUUGGCCAUGAACUCCAAGCUUGUUCGGCUGGACUUGUCGCAUCAGAUGAAGCGGGACAAGGACAAGGAGCUCAAGCAGCGAACCCCUCCCACUGUGGAUUGGAAGCUGUUGUGCGAUGCUCUACAGUACGGCAAAGGUAUGGAGGAACUUGUGCUCAACGGCUGUUUAGUGCCUUCUGAGGUGUUUGAGCAUCUCAUGUUGGGCGCAUGCAAAAAUACAAAACGUCUCGGACUAGCAUUCAACGAUUUGGGCCCCGAGGAGAUGCAUUUCGUUGGCCAAUGGAUGACUGGCGAGUGUGAGGGUCUCGAUAUUGGAGGUAACCAUCUGACUUACGUGGAGGAGGAGGAGGAGGUGAGACAAGAAGGAGCCGAAGGUACAGAGAAGGGGGAGAAGGAGGAGAAGGAGGAGAAGGAGGAGAAGGAGGAGAAGGAGGAGAAGAAGGAUAAGGUGCCCGUUUCCGAAUCAACCGAACCUACCGCUCUUGAUGUUCUUCUGGAUUCACUCUCCGACAAGGAGCUGAACCUGCGGUUCCUUUCCCUGAACUCCACGCACCUCGAGGCCUCUCCCACGACCGAAAAGCUCAUCACUGCCCUUUCCAAGCUGCAGAAUCUCCGGUUUUUAGAUCUCUCUUCUAACUCUGGACUCUUUCCCUCCCUUACGACUCAUCUGUGUAAAGCUCUACCGCUUUUCCCAGAUUUGCGCCGAAUUCAUCUCGAUUACUGCGACUUGAGCCCUCGUGAUGUGGUGCAGAUUUCAGACGCUUUGGCGCAAUGUAAGUCGCUUCUGCAUGUUUCCCUUGUUGGAAACACGCGCAUGGACCGAACUUGUGUGGCAGCUCUGACUGUAGCCGUUCGGGUUUCAAAGUCCAUCUACCUUCUUGACCUUGAACAGAGUCUCGUACCCAAGAUGGAGCAGCGACGAAUCGUGCAUUACUGCAUGCGCAACAUGGAGCGGUUGGUAUACGGCAAGGCAACCUCUGAAAACGAGAUUGACCAUGAGAUUGAGGUCGGAGAAGACAACCGGGAUAUCUUUGACGUGGGUAAGGACAUUGCUUCUACUGUCGAUGAUAUUCUCGAGUUUAACCAGGAGACGUGCCAGGUUAGUGACAUGCUACUUCAGCGUGCCUACCACGUUAAGACUCGGGUUCAGAAGGUUAUGGACGAGCUGUUUGCCAAGCGAAACAACGGCGAGCUGACCUACGAGGACAAGGAGCUGCUUGUUCGUUACUGUUUCCUCGAUGCUACUUUGAACGAGACUCUUCAGAACUUUGAGAAGCAGCGAAAGCAGCCCCAGACCCAGGGUCCCACCGUCCAUCCUCUGACUCACAUGAUGGGCCUGGCAGGCAACGAACCUCAGAUCAAGGCUCCUGAUCUCCAGGUUGAGGGAGUGGAUGAAGGUCGUCCCGCUCUUUCCCGAAACUCGUCGUCGGCGUCUAUCCAGGCUCGACGACAGGAGCUCGAGGAGGGAGAGUUUCACAAGUGGGGAACUUUUGUGAUGCAGGUUCGAGAGAACGAGCCCCUUCUUCACUCUGGCCGACCUUCUGGAGAUGAUCUGCGUAAGGCGAUUCUCAAUGCCACCGGUGUGGGCACUGUUUCCGAGUUGAUUGGCGACAUUAUUCAUUCUGGAGUGGAUGUCGAGGAGUUACUCAACAUUUCUGGUCUGGAUCAGUACCGAAAGACUUUGGCUGAGGAGACUGAGGAUGGAUCUGCUGUUCCUAUGGAGGUUAAGGCCGAGCGAGAUGCCAUUGACAGUUUCUUGGAGGAUCUGGCCCGGGUCAGAAGCAGAUGA
This is a messenger RNA of Yarrowia lipolytica CLIB122, 4248 nucleotides long. RefSeq lists its product as uncharacterized. The record is from RefSeq and is a predicted model, not a curated record. NCBI's taxonomy places the organism in Eukaryota, Fungi, Ascomycota, Dipodascomycetes, Dipodascales.